Amoebophrya sp. A25 is the source of this 5217-nucleotide messenger RNA. NCBI's taxonomy places the organism in Eukaryota, Dinophyceae, Syndiniales, Amoebophryaceae. The record is from the annotation of a GenBank genome assembly.
AUUUUUUGUGAUUUUAUUAUACGAGGAGGGGCUUCCAGUGGGAAAAUGGGCUUCAUUGCUGGCUAUCCCGGGCCCCAGUACAGCCUUGUGGGCAAGGCUAGGUCGACCACCCGCUACGUGGGACAAAGACUAACAUUACAGCCGCACUUGGGCUCUACCAUUGCUAGUAGUAUGUGCAUCGUGAGUAUUCAAAAAUCGCUUCAUACAAUUUGUAUCAGCUAUACAAGGGGUAGUGUUUCUCAAUUUUUUCGUCUUCGUACAUCUUCCCUGACUUAGAUCUUGAGUGAAGGGUUUCGCUCGCUGUUGAUGGACGACCCAACGAAUGUGGGUUGGUUCGGUCGAACUCGGAAUUCCCUAGAGACAACCCAACGAAUGUCACGCUUUCUGUGAAGCAAGUAUGAUUUACUUCCCGGAUAAGCACGUUAAUUUCCGCAGCUUUAAUAUUUGAUGAAAUUUUGUGGAUAAUUCAUGAGUUUUUGUUCACACUCUCCUCUCACCAAUCUUCACUUUUACCUUUUUACGUAUCUGAGUUUGUAUCUAUUGAUGUUUUUGUGACAUCUUUUUUUCCAUCCUUUCGUUAGUCAAGGAAGGUUUUCCGUAUCGAUCUACCCUGAAAUAGAAUCUUUAUCGUGUCUUUCGUUCCUUCGUCUUCGCAUUCGCGCAUUUGAGUACCGAGUUCCUUAUGUUUCUCCGUCGAUAUUCAUUGGAUCCAUCGAGGCUUCGAUUUUUUACCAUUCAGUACUUUUUCGGUUCUACUAACAUGUGUCUUUAAUGAGGAUUAUUGGUAUUCCUUCAUUCUUCGACAAGGUGACGAUAACCUUCUGAUUCAUCUUCAAAAAUGAGUGGCUUUAGUGGGAGCCUUUUGUGAGAAGCGGAGCAGUUGUUGAGAAUGGACAUGUAAUAAGAAGAGGUAGCGGCUUUAUCAAUGACCACUAGGGUCAUUAUAUCUUACAAUUAGAGUCGUGGUAUCCGUGUCGUGUAAAGAACAACGGAUGACAACCUUUCACGACAAGGUAUACACAACUACACACAAAUUGUGAUGGCUUUGCUCUCGUAAAAUCAAGAACCACCAAGGACGAAGACUGUCAGUCGUGACAGACGUACUGGCAGAAGUUGUGAAUUUGCUACGCCAGGGCAUGCGAAUUACACUUACCUGAAGAAGCAACGUUCUUUGGCUUUUUCACUUCUUCUUCUGAGCGUUCACGGCCUAGUAAUCAAAUACUCAUCUAUUCUUCACGCGAGCGUGACGGUUUUUCUGGUGCAACUGUUUGACGACGCGAAAAGGUCUCGUUUUUGGAGCAUGGGAACCACGGUCAAGUUGGCGCUAAGCGCCGUUUUUUUGGCCGCGUCGUUCGUGAAUGGCGACAAUUUCAUGCCGCCUUCGGGAGACAUCACCACUCAGAAGCAGAAUAUCCAGCAGCCUGUAGCGGGAACUACCACAGGGAACAAAGCAAACACAAAUACGGCUGGCACAUCUUCUUCCGUGGACUCGACGGCCACGCCGACCGGUUCGCCCGCCAGCGACGCACCACCAAGCUACACCGGCCCUAAGGGCGCAGUGUCGAAGGCGAAGCUGAGGCAGCUGUUCGAGGAGGGCGUGGGCUCAACGCGACACUACAAUGAAGAAAUACCAGAGGCGGAGGUGGGGGACGAUGCGACCUCACAGAAGGAAAACUACCGCGUCACUGGAUUCCCGUUCGAGGCGAACUUCGAAUUUCCUGGCGGCUACCUGAUAGACUACGUUCUCCGAGCGCAGAAAAACCACUGGGCGCUAUACAAAGGCCACGUCUUCGGUAUUGAAUAAAGGAACUACUCGUUACGGUAUCUAUUGUUCUUGUCAAUAUAGAAUAAGAAACUUGCUAUGUGGAAUUUGGGUGUCAUGACAAAGAUUGCUUCCACAAGAGCUUUCGAAACAUGAACCGUAUCGCAUGGGGAGGUAGCAACCUUCAAAAUAGAGUUGUAAUGGAAAAAUUGCUAUAAUUAUGUGAUUCCCGCACCUAGGACUCUUACUAAUAUUUCGUUCUUCCCAUAAAUGUCUCAAAACAAAACUGCUGUAUCAAUCACAAGGUACGACGGAUUAUUGGGACUUGUGCAUCGUGCAUGUUGUACGUGAGGAUGCGGGAAAGUCGCCCGAUGUGGUACUUCCUUACAAUCUUGUCAGGGGGAUGUAAGAAAAGAACUUUUAUUUACAACAACAAUCGCUCUAUUCCAUAGGCAGUAGCGGACUUGCAACUACAUUCGGAAGUGAUUCUGAAUCAUCAUUUUAUCCGUACGACUUUGUUUCACCAUCUACGUCGAGUACUUUUAAAUAUGAUAAAUCUUAAUCUGGAUUUUCUCCACGACAAAACGACAGACGUGUGAUGUUCUGGCGCCAAUAGUGUCAAAGGAUUUGGUCGAGCAUUCUUCUGAUUGGUACCCGGAUGAAGCUCCUUACUGCGUGCCACUUGCGGAACAAGAGUAUGCGCUUUAUAAGGGCGUUCACUACCGAUAUUCUGCGUGGCAAUUCCACUCGCGGAUGCCCCGAUUUCAGCCGAGCUUCCGACCUCGCGAGACCUUCGCGUCAAGCCAGCUGCCGGGAAUGUAUUACCUUAUGCUUGGAGAUUUACCUUUCCCAGCACAAGCACAACAUUUAUAGGUUCUACUAAGGGUAUAGGUAUUCAUUGUACUAGAGGCAAAAUCUAUAUUAAUCAUGGAAAAAUAAUGAUCUCUUCUUGAUACUCAACACAGCCGCUACCAAUUCGAGAAAUUUCUUGGUCGUGGAACAUACGGUGAGGCCUAUCUGGGCAUCCGUUUGACGGACUCGCGACCGAUCGUGAUCAAAGUUCUGAGUGCGAACCCGAAGCACGAAGCCAAACUCAAGGGAAGCAGAGUUGUCUUCGACAAACCAAAGAACCUCCUACCUGGGAGCACGCGGAGUGAGCGGGAUGCUUGCAACCUUGCGCAAGAGCUCUAUGCUCAGGUCUCAGACCGCUCGAAGUCCAGAUUCGUCGGCUGCAUAGAGGGCGACGGAUGGAUUCAACACAAGUACACGAAGCUAAUUGUCAGCUAUGGUUCAUCUUCAAUCUAUCACCCAUGAAUUUCUCUUACGAUGGAUCGCUAAAAAAGUUUUGUGCCAAUUCUUGUUUGUCUAAAACGCUGAAGAUGAAACGCAUUUCUAGGUCUGGCGUGGAGUUGAUGUAUGCGAUUUGGGAGUACGGCGGGAGUUCUAUCGAGCAGGAGCCACCUCGGACGCUUGCCGAUGCCCUCGUCAUCAUGAAGAGUGUGCUUGAGGGCAUCCACGUGAUGGUGAUGAAGGGUGAUAUCGUACAUCGCGACAUUAAGAUUCCUAACAUCGUGUGGGAUUCGAACAAGGUGGUGCGAUUGAUCGAUUAUUCGCUUUCGCGACGCAUGCAUUCGGAGGAGGAUAAUGGGAACCACUGCUACCACACGCAGAGGUACAAUCGUACGAGGAUCGUCCUGGACUCUUUGGAUCAGAAAUUCAAGGCCGCAAAGCAGCAGUGGCCGAAAAGUUGGGGCGACACCAUUUCCACUUGGCCAGACUACGAGAAGGUACUACAACCUUUUCUUGUGAUAGAUAGUUACCUUUUUGUUCUUGUUGCUGUUGGUUCUUAAUAACACAACAAAGUCAAAGAUGAAAUAAUUGAACUGUUGGGUUUCUUCGAUAUCUUGAAAACUACAUCAACAUUCUCAUACGAUGUUGAAGAUUUUUUUCCCUUCCUCUCACGGUCCUAUUAUACUUGUCAUUGUCUUAAAUCCCGAAUAUUCACUAUCCUCACAGACCCGAGACCUCUUGUGUGACCAGGAGAAGUACGCUCCGUCACUAGAGAAGCAAGUGGAGCUAGGAACGGGGGACCAGCAUUGCCGCAUCAAGGUACGACAGCCCCGACUCUUCACCGGGGAAAAGCCGCACUUGACAAAGUCGGUCGAGGAUAAAAUCAUGGGCAGGUAUGGCGACAACACAGCACAGCUUUUGGUGGAUUUCCGAUGGGGCCUCUGGUGCGAAGAAUACGGGUACAACUUACAUUUACAUGGUAAGUAGAGCAGACAUGAUUUUUCGACCAAGUAAGACGAACUUACAUUUACUUAAUACAGGCAUGAUUUUUGGCCCAAGUCAGGUAUGUCGUGGAGCAUUUCGGGAGGUAUUUUGCUAUCCACGAAUUUGAUGAGUGGGCUGAGAGUGACGACGAUUUGCCGGCGCUCUCUAGUGGGAAGCUCGUCACGGUCAUAUCCGAGGACCGAGUGCAGGCGGAAGAAACCUACAAGAAGGUGGAAGCACGAAAAACAGAGGCCAAUUGUCUGAACGGACUGAACUAUUGGUUCGACGAUUGGGCUCACAAAGACACUCUCGCUGCGAUGGCCAAGAAAAAGGUGCCAGAAACGGACGUGCAAGGGUAUACUCGAUGUUGUUCUUGCGACCUCCUCCACUAGAUGAACAUCAAGCUAGUAUUGAUUUAUACCUAGUAAAAAUUUCAACAUUUUAUUGCUUUGCAGAACAAUGUAUGGAAUAGGAAUUAUUCUUCUCCCCUUCAUCUGCUAAAUCAAAGGUACAUGACUGCGAUGGUGGAGGUGCAGGAGCAGGUGCGUAAGAAACACAACCACUGUAUUUCGUGGACUGCCGAGUCAGCGCCUCAGGAGGUGAAACGCUACAUGAUAGAAUUUUCCAAGGACGAUCCGCGAGCCUUCGAUAUCCACUCACUUGGGGUGGUUAUGAGCCAUCUGCUGCGCGACUACUUCGAGGAACAGCACGAUCAUCCAUUGUACCAAUUAUGUACUGUCUGUAGGUCCUUGAAUUUUGCUUUUUUUUGCUGUGGACAGGAUCAAGUUUUUCAUCUCAACAUCUGUGCAAUAGUUCUUUCGACUCUCUAAGGUCAACAAGGUUAUUGAUGUCUGUCAAGCUUAUACUACGUAGGUAUUUUGUUCACGCAGUCUUUUACUUUCUACUUGGCUUCUUUGAUCGACGUUUUUACGAAAGUGUUUGAUCAUUGGCCAAGUGAAGUUCUUUUUCUUGAACUGAAAUCGUAAUCUCAUCUCAGCUUCGAGCUUAUUUCGAGCAUGAUCGAGAAGAUGACGAAUCCAGUGGUCAGUGAGCGUUUGUCGGCGUCAGAGGCUCUGCGACUGCUAGACUUCGUCGAUACGUUCUAUGACGGUCGCGACCGCGGCUUGCAGGGACGUGCCCUCAUCGAAAGCCUCAAGCAGAAGGGGCAUCAAGGCCUCUAA